ACAUACACUUGCCUGAUCAGCAAGGCUGAUGACACGUAUAUUAUGUGGGCGAACUCUUACAGGCGCACGUACGUACGUAGGCAGCGAGUCAUCGAAGAAGCACGUGUUUGUGCUGCUCCCGGUCUAUGUCGAUGAAAAACAACUUAUUGAGCAAACAACGGGGACACACUUCUUGCGAGCCGAGAGGAAUAACAAGCGUGGUGCGCCUCUCGAGCGUGCGAUACCUGCAAAUGAAUGAUCACCCGUUUUAGGGAUAGAGACUUGAUGCAACAGUUUCACACCUGACGAAGUCACUGGAUCAGAAGAAAUAUUGCCAUAGCGACGUCUCAAAGAGCCGCACAACACUGCAGCCCACCAAGUCCGGUGGAGAAACUGAAGACGUUAGCCAGGCAGUUCAGCCGGUUCUACACGGACGAGAUGAAGACGGACAAGGGAUCGCACGGCUUCCGCCUGGUGCUGCUCGGGAACGACGGCGUCGGAAAAUCUGCCAUCGCGGUUCGAUUUCUGUGCGGCAGAUAUCUACACGAAUAUGAUCCCACACUUGAGAGCCGAUACGAAAAGAUGGAGACGGUGGACGGGAAAACGACGAGAAUAGAAGUGUUCGAUACAGCAGGCCAGACACAUUUGGAGGAUUAUCUCCAAGCAGCAGACGCCGUGCUCUUCGUGUAUUCCAUUACAGACAGGGUCAGCUUUGACGCCGCUAAAAUCUUUCGGGAGAGGCUCCAAUCCUCCCUCAAAUCUCAUCUGCCCAUCCUCCUGGUCGGCAACAAACGCGAGCUGGAGCAAGGCCGGAGAGUGUCCACCAAAGAGGGCUUCUCCCUAGCCCGGGAGGCUGGCUGGAGGUUCCAUGAAGUGUCAGCGGCCACAGACAGCGUCGGUCUGAAAGCCACCAUCUUGGAUUUUGUCCGUGAGGCGCAGGGUGAGCUGCGGAGGUUGAAGGUUAAGAAGGGCUGGAACAUCCGGAGAGCAGUCAGCGUUCUGUAUGGACACUCUAAGACGAGCAUCAAGGAGGAGACAGUGAUUGAUGAGGAACCAGUGUUCACUACACAACACAGCACUAAAGUGUUUCAGAGGCGGCAAACCUGCCCAAGUUUAUGAGCUCUUAAGACUCAAUGACAACCUCGAACUGUCUCAGAGCCUGCCUCCUAGUCAACAAACACGUUCCCAUGUGUCUACCUUCAUUGGUCUUGACGCUAGGAACUCGUGAAUUGAUUGGUUUACGAAGGAUGACGUCAUCGACACAUCUUCAGUAUCCUCGAAGACAACAAUGGUGCUAUAAAGAUUUGUAAAUAGUGUAUCUGAGUGGUCUCAUUUUGUGACUGUUAUUUUAUUGUUUGUUAUGAACCUGGUUUCAGACUAACGUCGCUUUGAGAAAAACGGCAUUGUGAUUAUUUUGUUAGCAAAAAUGUGGAAUGUAAAUAUUAAAUCAGUGUACAGUAAUUGACAAAUUUGCACAAGGUGCGAAUUUAUUUUAUUUUGGCUGAAGAUGACAUGAAUCUAUAUAUAGAUAGAUCGAUAUAUGUGUAAAAUAAUUGGGACUGACGAACGACAGAAAUCAAGAUUUCGAAUGUUUUUGAAUGAAAAUGUUAACAUGACCUCAGUUGGAGAAGCAGGUCACGAAGAUUUUGUUGGAGAUGAAUUUUUUUUUUGGGGGGGGGUCUUGGGACAAUGGCCAGAUGUUGAAUGAGAUUAUAUGUAUUCGGAAUAAUCUUUUUUGAAUGUUCAUGUUAUGUGUAAUGUCCUUUUAUGGUUUUUUGUCUGUUUUGUUUUCUUCUCUUUUUUUUUGGUGGUUUGUACUUGACAGUCGUUUCAAAUUGUGUCUUCGUUUAGUUAAUUGUUUCGUCUUAAAGGUAUAUGUUUGUUCAUGAUAUUGCUUGUUCAGUGUUUCUGUGUUCCUUGGGCAUCGUCUAUUACCUUGGUAUUAGUGAGACCCUUGUGAAUUGUUUGUGUUUCAUCACUAUUUAUCAUUUUUAAGUGUUGUAAAGUAUGUUUUUUUGGGGUUUUGGUUUUUGUUUUUUGCUUUUUAUAUGUGUCUUAUUUUUUAAUGUGCUAUUGUUUAAAUAUGUUUAUGGGAAUUUAAAGGAUUGGCCAAUCCUUUAAAAUUCCCAUAAACAUAUUUAUUGGGAAACGCCAUAGUGUUUUCCAAUAAUUUAUAUUUGGUUGCAAGGUGCAGUGGUGUGUUGUUGAAUGUCAUUGCACUUGAACACUUUAAAUUUAUUUAACAUACCUGUUGAGGUGACGUAUUAUAGUUCUAAUGCUUACGUCAUCAAGGGGAUUGUUGUUCAUGUUCCUGUCUCGAAAACAUGUUUGAAAUUGACCUUCUUCAAUCAUUUUUAUUCUAAGUCUUCUGUUUUUCAUAAGGUCGAUCUCAUUAUCGCCCGCACACACGUCACAGCUUUGUUUGUUGUGCACACAGAAGAGCUUCCAUCGUCUUUUCUAUGAGUUAUUUCGUUAGUAUUUUACACUUUUGCAACUCCUCCCAUUCUCCAUUUGAAAACCGGGGACAUUUUGUAGCCAACCGGGGACAUUAUGUCUCCAACCGGGGACAUUAUGUAGCCAACCGGGGACAUUAUGUAGCAAACCGGGGACAUUGUGUAGCCAACCGGGGACAUUGUGUAGCCAACCGGGGACAUUUUGUAGCCAACCGGGGACCUAUUGUAUUAUGUCCUCUUUGAAAUUCUUUUAUUCUGUGUCCUUGGUGUGCACUAUAAACACGUACUGGAUGUAACAAAUGAAAAGUAGGAACGGGCUUUCCGCGAAAAACAUUAAGGCAAUGCAGUUUCGAUAUUAUCGCCUGUGAAAUUUAUUCAUUUAUGCAAGAAGUAAACUUAUAUUGUAUUUGAAUGGGUUGGCGGAGAACAGAUUAAUUGUGUGUACUUAUAUGUGAUGGUAAAACAGUAACUUGCAGUUUAACAAAAUGCACGUGGGGUUUAUUUUAUUCAGCAUAUAGACUUUAAAAGUAUAUAUAAAAGGUUAAACUUCUUCUCUGUAGGGAAUACAGGAGUAAUGUCAAGAUGGCAUUUAUCCACUUGUCUUGAAAUAAUAAGUACUUGGCCUUAUUUAAGCGCAGUCACCGCGAGAUUUGCAAGCCUACACAGUCUGUAUAAUUUAUUCCGUUGUUAUUCCGCAGGGCUGCCACUGUACAUUCAAACACUCAAUUUCGAUUCGAUUGUUUCUUGAGAUAAGAAUAUUUUGGGGGCUAUUUGAAAGUCAUAUGUGGGAUCCGUGGGGUUUUUUUUUAGUUAAAAUACAGUUAAAUACAGUGGCGCCAUAAAUACAGUGGCGAGCGUAGGACACCGUACUCCUGAGAUUUGGCUGGGAAUAUUCAUCCGCGCGACCGAGUGUCCUUUAAUCUGAUUGGUUGAGAAACUUGCGUUUCUCAACCAUUUGCGCGCGCGUCCCCCCCCCCCUCCCCGGGAGGAUUUGGCGCGCAAACGUUAAUGCGGAUGCUCUCGCCGUGCAAAGUUCACUCUCCAAUAUCGCGCAUAUUUAAUGCUUUUUGGCGAUUCAUUAUGAAUCUGACUUUUGAAAAAGUGGGAAGACUUGGAAGAGUGGAUUACACAGGUCCCAAGAUGGGAUUAUUUUGGGACUACUCAGAGAUGUUAUUGGAAGCAGAAACUGAUGAUUUCUGUUUCAUUGCAAUAUUCUUGGGCACUUUUUGGUGUACAUGCGAAUUCAGAGAAUAGUGUAUACCGCCAGAACAUGAUCUGAGAUUUAAUGACAAAUGAAAUUGUAUGAAUGGAUGUAGCCUAUGCUUUCCCCAAAAUAGUGAUCCUGAGAACCUUAAAAUUAAUGUGCAGGGUCGCAUUUUAGUAUGAAUAUGAUAUAACUCCAUCUGUUAUGAAAAUCACACUAUGAAUGCUCGAUCCAUAAUGUGUUUGUCAAAGUUUAAGUGUUUAACAAACUGUAACGUCUUCGCUGGUAUAUCAUUAUUUAUCAUGAUGGCAAAUAAACAAUGUGUCGUGCAUUGAUGGUAAAAGAA
Messenger RNA from Patiria miniata (bat star), 3982 nucleotides. Its product is annotated as ras-like protein rasG. The coding region runs from base 418 to 1098 and encodes 226 amino acids. Lineage: Eukaryota; Metazoa; Echinodermata; Asteroidea; Valvatida; Asterinidae. The transcript has 5 exons. Gene Ontology annotation, molecular function: GTPase activity; GTP binding. The record is from RefSeq and is a predicted model, not a curated record.